AUGAAUCUGAAACUCUUUCGGACCAUUCGGAUCGCAGUCUUGGAGUGUGACACCCCGCUGCCGGAGACCAAGAAAAGAUUUCAUGGUUACGGCGGUGUCUUUGAGUUCUUGCUGCGGUCAGGGGCCAAGGCCUUGGAUCGAGCUGACCUGGAUCCCGACAACAGCCUCGAGUUUUCCUUCUGGCAAGUUGAGUUAAACCCGGAUCAGUAUCCCAAUCCUGAUGAGAUCGACGCCAUCUUGAUCACCGGUUCCAGACACGACUCCUUCGCAGACACGCCCUGGAUCAACAAACUCGUCGACUAUACAGCCAAGAUCCUGUCCGAGACAAGUGUUCGCGUCAUCGGCGUGUGCUUCGGCCAUCAGAUCGUGGGCCGCGCCCUGAAAGCUGAGGUUGGACGGAACCCCGAGGGUUGGGAAGCAGCAGUGAAUGAUGUCCAGCUGUCAGAGAAGGGAAAGGAAGUAUUUGGCGUGGACAAGAUCCGACUCCACCAAAUGCACCGUGACUGUGUCUUCUAUUACCCAGAAGGCGUAGAGGAGCUCGGGUAUUCCCCUGUGUGCAAGGUCCAAGCCAUGUAUUCACCCAAACGGCUCAUCACCGUGCAAGGCCACCCCGAGUUCAACCAGGAAAUCAUGACAGAAAUCAUCAAUACGCGACAUGCGACAGGUAUUUUCGAUGACAAGGCGUUUAAAGAACAUAUGAACAAAGUGAAUCUGCCACACGAUGGCUUGAUUGUUAGUCAGGCAUUUCUGAAGUUCUUGUUGGAAUAG
This is a messenger RNA of Fonsecaea erecta, 768 nucleotides long. RefSeq lists its product as hypothetical. The record is from RefSeq and is a predicted model, not a curated record. The transcript is spliced from 3 exons. Gene Ontology annotation, cellular component: nucleus; cytosol. Lineage: Eukaryota; Fungi; Ascomycota; Eurotiomycetes; Chaetothyriales; Herpotrichiellaceae. Bases 1 to 768 code for a protein of 255 amino acids.